Messenger RNA from Apis laboriosa (Himalayan honeybee), 4917 nucleotides. RefSeq names its product protein son of sevenless (gene Sos). Gene Ontology annotation, biological process: positive regulation of GTPase activity; Ras protein signal transduction. The transcript has 22 exons. The record is from RefSeq and is a predicted model, not a curated record. Bases 703 to 4734 code for a protein of 1343 amino acids. NCBI's taxonomy places the organism in Eukaryota, Metazoa, Arthropoda, Insecta, Hymenoptera, Apidae. Gene Ontology annotation, cellular component: plasma membrane. Gene Ontology annotation, molecular function: guanyl-nucleotide exchange factor activity; protein heterodimerization activity.
GUCGCGCAAUAGUAUUCUUUAAUAGUAGUGGUAUUCGUAUUAAGUUCUGACAAAAAUUCAAGUGAAAAUAUCGCAUAAAAUGUACAAACGACAUAACUCGGAAUUUCUCGAGUUAGCCUCGGAGAUGUAUUUAAUGAGUGAUACAACUGUACGAAUCUUAAAGAAAUUUUAUCAAGUAGCUUAGUUGUCGCAUUAUUCAGAGAUGUCUGUGCCUUGAGAAACGGACUGACGGACAGACAGACGUCUCUGUCAAGUUUUUGUGAUUCCCAACAAAAUGUUGCUGUUUGUAAAAUUUGGGAACUCUCCGGAGUGUAUUUUAUUUUUUAUAGUGCUAACAUUCUAUCGGGUGCGUGAUUUUUUUUAAGAAAAGAAACGUAUAUAUAAAAACGUGGUAGUGUUGUCAAAGAUCCUGGAAAAUCCUAGGGUCCCGAAAACGAAGUUGGAAUUUUCUUUACUUCUAAAAACUUUUGCCAACCACGCCCUAAAAAGGUCGGAUUAAUGGCAUUAGAAAACAUGGAGUAAUUGUAAAAUCAAGAAAUAAAAUCGGAAUUCUUAAGAAAAAAAAAAAAAAAAAAAAAAAAAAAAAGACAGAAACGUGUAUUGGAGUAACCACUUGCGAGAAAAUUGUAGACAUCUGGCGGUGGCGGGCCGAAUUACCGCCGGUCGCUGGAUCCACACACGUCCGGGGACGUGACAGUGGAGAUGUUUUCGUCGCCGGCGUCAGUGGUAGGCGAGCCGUCAGGCUACGACUUUCAGAAAGAAGAGAACAUCGCGAAGUGGAAGGGAGUAUUUGUCAACUCCCUACGCAAGGUAUUAGAACAAGUACAUCCUAGUCUUGAAGCACGACAAGAUGCCUUAGACUAUGUUGAGAGUUUAAUCUUAAGGCUGUUGGGAAUGCUGUGUGGUCAUCCUCCACCGCAUACACCUCAAGAUGUGGAAGAAAGAGUAAGACGUACAUUUCCCACACCUAUUGACAGAUGGGCACUCAGAGAUGCAAGAGAUGCCUUGGAAAAGGGAAAAAAGAAAUCACCAUUAGUUCUUCCAGUUGACAAAAUUCAUCAAUUAUUACAAAAAGAAGUAUUACAACAAAAAAUUGAUUUACAAGUUAGUCUUUUUGUGGUAGGAGUUUUGGAAUAUAUUUCUGCAGAUAUUUUGAAGUUAGCUGGAAAUUAUGUCAAGAACAUACGUCAUGUGGAGAUAUCUUGUGAAGAUAUAAGGGUUGCAAUGUGUGCUGAUAUGGUAUUAAUGGACUUAUUUUAUCAAGAUGAUUACGCAGAAGGUCCACAAAGUGGUUUAGGUGCAGUUGUUUCUCAAACUUAUGAAGAAUCUGUUCGGGAUCUUAUACAUGAUGAACGUCACUAUUUACGUGAACUUCAUAUGAUAAUUAAGGUAUUUCGGGAAGAAAUUGCAAAAUUAGCACAAGAUAAAUCUGAAAUUGAAAUACUUUUUAGUAAUAUUAUGGAUAUUUAUGAAGUUACUGUAACAUUACUUGGUAGUUUAGAAGAUAUAAUGGAAAUUACAGAAGAAAAACAAACACCUACAGUUGGCUCAUGUUUUGAAGAAUUAGCAGAAGCAGCAGAAUUUGAUGUUUAUAUAAAGUACGCAAAAGAUAUUAAUAGUCCAGCUUGUCGAGAAGUUUUAACGAAUUUAUUAUCGAGACCUGAAGCUAAUGCUGCAUUAAGAGCAGCAGGACAUGGUUUUAAAGAAGCUGUCAAAUAUUAUUUGCCAAAACUUUUAUUACAACCAGUAUGGCAUUGUUUUUUAUAUUUUCAUUAUAUAAAGGUAUUACAGAAACGUACACCAAAUAUAGAAGAUGGUGAAACAUUGGAACAAGUACAAGGUCUUUUAAGUCCACUUCAAAUGGAAUUAUUACAAUCUACGGCGAGUCUUCCAAAAAAAGAUACAGGUUUACGAAUGCAAAGUAGAGCAAGAAGGCAAGCAGCACUAGAAAAAACUAGUGAAUUACAAAAAACUGUCGAUGGUUGGGAUCAAAGAGAUGUUGGACAAUCUUGUAACGAAUUUAUACGUGAGGAUAUGUUGGGAAAGGUAAGUAAUGGAAGAAGAUUAACAGAACGAAGAGCGCUUCUUUUCGAUGGUUUGUUAGUUCUUUGUAAACCAAGUGGUGGUAAAAGGGUUAGCGUUACUGUUGCAGCAGUUGGUGUGGUAGGUCAUCCAGCUCACCAAGGUGAACUGCGCUUAAAAGAAAGAUUUUUUAUUAGAAAAGUGGAUAUUAUUGAUAGAGAGGAUACUGAAGAAUUAAAAAAUGCCUUUGAAAUUGCACCAAGGGACCACCCUAAUGUUAUUCUUGUUGCCAAAUCCGUCGAAGAUAAAAAUAGUUGGAUGGCGGAUCUUGUAAUGUUGAAUACAAAGAGUAUGUUAGAAAGAACUUUGGACAGUAUCCUUUUAGAUGAGGAAAGGAAGCAUCCUUUAAAGUUACCUCCACCACAUUUAUACAAAUUUGCCGAACAGGAUAGCCCAGAAAAUAUUGUUUUAGAAGCGAGAGAAAAUGGAGGUGUACUAUUAAUUAAAGGUGCAACUUUGGUUAAAUUGGUAGAAAGAUUAACUUAUCAUAUAUAUGCUGAUCCAGCUUUUGUACGAACAUUCCUUACUACUUAUAGGAGUUUCUGUUCACCACAGGAACUAUUGACUUUAUUAAUAGAAAGAUUCGAUAUACCGGAUCCAUCAUUAGUUUAUGGUGAGGAAGAAAAAUCUUCUGGUUGUAAAACAACUGUUAGAGAAGAUUGGAAAAGAUAUAGAAAAGAAUUUUGUCAACCUGUUCAAUUCAGAGUUUUAAAUGUUUUAAGACAUUGGGUUGAUCAUCAUUUUUAUGAUUUCGAACGCGAUAGAAAUCUUUUAGAAAGAUUACAAUCGUUUCUAGAUACAGUAAGUGGAAAAUCUAUGAGAAAAUGGGUAGAUUCAGUAAUAAAAAUUGUGCAAAGAAAAUGUGAACCUUCAGAGCAACGACCUAUUACAUUUAGCUUUGAACGAUCUCCACCACCUAUUGAGUGGCAUCUAAAAGUUCCUGAAGAAGAAUGGGGAAUAUUAACGUUACAUCCAAUUGAAUUAGCAAGACAAUUAACUUUAUUAGAGUUUGAGUUGUAUAGAACUGUAAAACCUUCAGAAUUAGUUGGAUCAGUAUGGACUAAGAAAGAUAAAGAGAAAACAUCACCUAAUUUACUAAAAAUGAUAAAACAUACAACAAAUUUUACACGGUGGCUGGAAAAAACAAUAGUAGAAACUGAAAAUUUAGAAGAGAGAGUCGCAAUUGUAUCGCGAGCAAUUGAAAUUAUGAUGGUGCUUCAAGAUCUUAAUAAUUUUAAUGGUGUAUUAGCAAUUGUUAGCGCAAUGGGAUCUGCAUCCGUUUUUAGGUUAAAAUUUACAUUUCAACAAAUACCAGCACGAUUGGAAAAAGCUCUCGAAGAAGCUCGAGAACUAAAUAAUGGUCAUUUUCGAAAAUAUCAAGAAAAAUUACGAUCUAUUAAUCCACCUUGUGUACCAUUUUUUGGCAUGUACCUGACCAAUAUUUUACACAUUGAAGAAGGUAAUCCGGAUUAUCUACGAGGAAGUCCAGAACUUAUAAACUUUAGUAAACGGCGAAAAGUGGCAGAAAUAACUGGAGAGAUUCAGCAGUAUCAAAAUCAACCGUAUUGUCUUUUAGUGGAGCCUAGAAUAAGACAUUUCAUUGAAAAUUUGUCACCUUUUGAUCCUAAUAUGAAAGAAGCCGAUAUAAGCAAUUAUUUGUAUAAUAAAAGUUUAGAAGUAGAACCCAGAGGUUGUAGACAACCUCCUAGAGUUUCUCGUAAAUGGCCGGAUUUAAACUUAAAAUCACCAGGCAUUAAAGCUAGAAGUUUAAGCGGUAAAUUACCAGCUCCAUUGCAAGCUGUAGCUUCAAGUGUUAGAUUACACGAUCCUCCUCCGGAAGCUCCACCACCAGAAUUACCAGAAACUCCUCCACACACUUCACAUAUUAUAGUUUCUCAUGUAGGGGACCACACUGUUUUUGCACCUGUAUUACUAGGAGGUACAGCUCAACCUCCAGGUUCACCAGGUCCUCUCAGUAUGUCGGGACUUUCGAUCAGCUCACCAGGUAGCAGUCCACAGUUAGGAUCACCUGGUCAUUUGCCAGUUCCGCAUCAUCAACCACAGAAUCAUUUUGGCUUUAAUUCUGGUACAAUAGGUGUAAUGGGAGCUUUAACUGGUAUGCCAUCAUCAAGUGGAAGUCCUAGUGCUGCUAUGCCACCUCCUCCUUCUCCUAGCCACAUACCUGCUAUUCAACCUCCGCCUCCUUUGCCACCAAGAUCUCAUAGGAAACGAGAAAGUUCUAUUAGUGAGUCACCACAACAGGCGAGACAAGCUCCAAAUGCACCAAUACUUCCUCCACGAGAUGGUACGUCUCCACCACCAUUACCGCCACGAAAAGAUUUACCUUCCGUGAUGUUACCACCUCGCCUUCCUACAACGUUAAAUCCAAGUUGUUCAGCGCUACUCGCUAGGCGGAAUUCGACGUUAGAAAACACGUGUUCGAGUACUGUUCAUCCACGAAGACAUAUGUCUUUCAAUGGACCCAGUCCUACAAAACUUCCACCUACGCAACCUAAUGGAUCGGUAACACCAAGAUUACCGCCAAAACCAUUGCCGGGACGUCCACCAACUACCAUGUUUAAUUUCAAUGCUCCUCCUGGAUCUAAUUUUAAAAAGGAAGCAGAAGACGCAAGAAAGUGCAGUAUGGAAUGAAUUAUAUGCCAAUAUGCAUAUAAAAUUAUACAUAUAAAUCGUGAAUCAAUAGCAAAAAAAAAAGUAAAUAUGUACAUGUAUAUUAUUAUAAAUAUAUUCUAUAGUAAUUAUUGUAAUAAUGUCAAGCAUAAAAUGGAGAAUGAAAUAUUGAAAUUAUGUACAAUAAAGAGUAUAUUGUGUAAA